AUGACUAGUGUCUACACGUCCGAUUUCAAAAAUCAUAGACGAGCACCACCACCACCAACACAAUCACGCCAACACCUCACAGGUGCUCAACGAAAUGUACUGAAUAACAGUAUACUGGCACCAACCAACUUUGUGUCGUCAUCGUCAACACCAUCAACAUCAUUACCACCACCAUCAUCAUCAUCAUCAUCAACAUCAUCAACAACAGUAGCACCAACUGCAAUAACUUCAAACUCUUCCUCUUUGCCAUUUGGUGUAACCCCACGACCAAUAGAAGUCAACAUCAGCUCAAACAAACGUCAAUCUGGCUGGGUCCACGUCAAAGACGAUGGUAUAUUCACAUCCUUUAGAUGGAACAAACGAUUUAUGAAUAUCAACGAUCGAACGUUAAAUUUUUACAAAGCAGAACCAAGUCCAAUAGAUAAACCCAUACCCGACUUGUCGUUUCCCUUGAACUUGAUCAGCUCAAUACAGUUGAAACCGCAAACUGGCCACAACAAAACAGCACAAUCUUUUGAAAUAGUACCGAAAAGCAAUGGCAAACCCAUCCUAAUUUCAAUAAAACAUAGCAACGACUACUCUGAUUGGUUGGAUGCAUUUGCAGCCAAGUGUCCCUCAGUGCCAAUCGGCCAGUCAUCGUCAAUUAUCUCCAAUGGAAUUUCAUCACAGUCAUCAUUGGGUUUCAACUUUAAAAAUAGUGGCAACGGCAACGGCAAUGGCAAUGGCAAUGGCAAUGGAAAUGACUAUGGAAUUGGAAGUGGUGGUUUCAAUGGCAAUAACAAAAUACGUUCUAAUAAUUCUUUAGCAUCAUCUUCCACUACUUCCUCAACAUUGAAUGGAGGAAGCGCAAAUGUAUCUGGCCCCAUCAAUUUCACUCAUAAAGUCCACGUUGGAUUUGAUCCAGCUAGUGGAAAUUUCACUGGCUUACCAGAGACUUGGAAAAGUCUCUUGCAACACUCUAAAAUCACAAACGAAGAUUGGAAAAAAGAUCCUGUGGCAGUGAUUGAAGUUUUGGAGUUUUAUUCAGAUAUCAACGGAGGAUCCAACAAUGGGACACCCAUGGGAUCACCCAUGAUCAACAAUAGCGACAGGGUAUUGGGAGCUCCAGACUACAACUCCAAUUUACAAGAAUGGACAAAACCACCAUCUAAAAGCAAUGCAUCACAAUUCAAGCCAAGUAGAGUUGCACCAAAACCACCUUCUAGACAACAACAGCAACAGCAGCAGUUGACUAGCGCAUCCUCAUCGUCAUCUUUAAACAACAAAUCUACUUUUGCACAAGAGAAAAACUUUUCGCCAUUGAGCAAUAUCCUCAGCAAGGCAGAGGAGUCGCCAUCGCAUCAAAAAGAAGAUAAUCUAAUACCAGUAAGACGAGCACCACCGCCUCCGCCUCAAGCAUCAUCGUUAUCUUCCUCUUCCGCUUCCGCUUCUGCUUCUGCCUCUUCUUCUUCUUCUUCUUCUUCAAAUGUGCAAGGAAGUCUGUUGAAGCAACAAUUUAGUUCAACAUCACUGCAGCAGCAACAGCAGCAGCAGCAGCAAUCUUCUUUUGCUGCCCCAAAACAAACCCCUCCAACGCUACCUUCAUCAUCAGCUCCUUCUAACUCCUCAUUUAACAAAUUGGCUAAUCAAAACAUUCACCCUGAUGUCAAGCUCAACAAGAUCAAUCUAUAUGGUACAACUGGCAAAACCUCGCCUACCAAGACAUCCUUAUUACCUCAAAAGCAAUUGAACAACAACAAUAGUGACUACAAUUACAAUGAGACUAAAUCCUCUGCUUACAAUGACUCUCUUUUGAAAGGUCCAGCGGGAGCAGCGCACCUGGUGACUAAACCACUCAAUCCUUUAGGAGAUUCACCAAUUCAGCCAUUGCAUUUGAAACCCAAAACACAACAGCAGCAGCAGCAGCAACAAGAACAAAGUGCUAUUGAAAAGCCCAAAAAGGCUGGUACACCAGUGACUCAACCAGCUACCGGCCCUGCUCCGAUCAAAACAGCUAAGCAAUUAAAGAAAGAGAGGGAGAGGCUCAAUGACUUGCAAAUCAUUGCCAAAUUGAAAACUGUUGUGAAUAGCGCAGAUCCUAAGCCAUUAUUCAAGAUAAUCGAGAAAGCUGGCCAAGGUGCAAGUGGUAAUGUAUAUUUGGCCGAGAUGAUCUCCGAGCGAAAAAAAAUUGCGAUAAAGCAAAUGGAUUUGAAUGUGCAGCCAAGAAAAGAGCUUAUAAUCAAUGAGAUCUUGGUGAUGAAAGAUAGUCAACACAAAAACAUUGUCAACUUCCUAGACUCGUAUUUACGCAAGGAAACGGAGCUCUGGGUGAUUAUGGAAUAUAUGGAAGGUGGGUCAUUAACGGAAAUCAUUGAGAAUAAUGAUUUCAAAUUGAGUGAGAAGCAAAUUGCUACAAUUUGUUUUGAGACAUUAAAAGGGCUUCAGCAUUUGCACAAGAAACAUAUCAUUCAUCGUGAUAUCAAGUCGGAUAAUGUCUUGUUGGAUGCACAUGGUAAUGUUAAGAUUACUGAUUUUGGUUUUUGUGCUAAAUUGACGGAUCAGAGAAAUAAGAGGGCUACUAUGGUGGGGACACCAUACUGGAUGGCUCCUGAAGUUGUUAAACAGAAGGAGUAUGACGAGAAAGUCGAUGUGUGGUCGCUUGGUAUUAUGACAAUUGAGAUGAUUGAAGGUGAACCGCCUUAUUUGAAUGAAGAGCCAUUGAAAGCUUUGUAUCUAAUCGCGACAAAUGGAACACCGAAAUUGAAGAAACCAGAGCUUUUGAGCAAUUCAAUCAAGAAAUUCUUAUCGAUAUGUCUUUGCGUUGACGUGAGAUAUAGAGCCACUACAGAUGAACUCUUAGAGCAUUCGUUCAUUUUACACAAGUCGGGUAAGAUUGAGGAAUUGGCACCAUUAUUGGAGUGGAAAAAGACUCAGCAAUUGCAACAGCAGCAGCAAAGGGAGCAAUCAGAACACCAACAGCAGUAUGAUAACUGA
Molecule: messenger RNA, 2973 nt
Organism: Lodderomyces elongisporus
Lineage: Eukaryota; Fungi; Ascomycota; Pichiomycetes; Serinales; Debaryomycetaceae
Gene: CLA4
Product: serine/threonine protein kinase
Exons: 1
Coding region: 1-2973 (990 amino acids)
Biological process (GO): regulation of MAPK cascade; protein phosphorylation; intracellular signal transduction
Cellular component (GO): cytoplasm
Molecular function (GO): protein serine/threonine kinase activity; ATP binding
Source: RefSeq, a predicted model, not a curated record